This is a messenger RNA of Colletotrichum orchidophilum, 1437 nucleotides long. RefSeq lists its product as uncharacterized. The record is from RefSeq and is a predicted model, not a curated record. The coding region runs from base 1 to 1437 and encodes 478 amino acids. Gene Ontology annotation, cellular component: nucleus. NCBI's taxonomy places the organism in Eukaryota, Fungi, Ascomycota, Sordariomycetes, Glomerellales, Glomerellaceae. Gene Ontology annotation, molecular function: RNA polymerase II cis-regulatory region sequence-specific DNA binding; DNA-binding transcription factor activity, RNA polymerase II-specific. Gene Ontology annotation, biological process: regulation of transcription by RNA polymerase II; central nervous system development. The transcript is spliced from 5 exons.
AUGGCACUCUCGCAGCAACCAAUGCGGCCCCGGGCUUGGGGAUGCUUUCAGCAACAGCCUGCUGUCCACGACUACUCCAUGAUGAACCAUCCGACCUCCGUGCAGGACCAGUCGAGAGCAGCCAUGCCUGCUCCCAUGGCAAGAGCCGUCAUGCCCACUGACUACCUGAGCGCACCGCCGUACUACAUGAUAAGUCACAAUUGCCCAGCACUGAAUCACAUGACCUACACACAAAACGAUGCGCCACAGACCUACAGCUACAUGUCUCCCCGAGUCGUGCGCGUGGGAACCCCAGAGCACGAGGGCGUGUCUGGCCAAAAUGGCCGACAACGCAGCCCUAUCAGUAGUUCCAAGGCAAGGAUAGGAAGCUUCAAGACACCUGACCCGCGCAACACGAAGGAUAUCAGGUUCAACAAGCCGACGGGCGCUGAAUCUGUGAAUUUUACCACCCCUAUUGACACCCUCAUGAAGGCCAUUCAGAAGAGAAGCGACUCCGACGAGAUUAUCAAAGUUGCUUCAGAGAAUCAUCAGGUCAAGCCUGAGCCUAGAUCGCCCACAGUCGGCCACAAAGCUAUUGCUCCUACAACCUCGUCGAUGUCCGCGGAAGGUGUGGGUGCCCCUAAAGCUAAGCGAUUCAUUUGCGGCAUCGGUGGUUGUGGCAAAAGCUUUGCCCAGAGCACUCACCUCGACACCCACAAGCGUGCGCACACUGGGGCGAAGCCAUAUCAAUGCAACUGGCCUCAUUGCGAACGCACUUUCUCCCAGCCAGGCAACCUUAAGACUCACAUGCGCCGUCAUACUGGCGAAAAGCCGUUCCAAUGCGAGGGGUGCGACAAGGUGUUUGCGCAGCGUGGCAACCUUCAGACGCACAUGGCAACACAUACCGACAGGAAGCCAUUCAAUCAUCAAAACAAAAACCAUGGGGGGACUCUCUUGGAGAUGACCGACUGGAUCGUCUCUAUUACUGACGUCAACAGUCUGUCCGAUGACCAACGCAAGAUGUACUAUUACUUCGCGAACCUAUACAAGAACAGCAACAAGGGAAUCAAGGGUCGCGGCAAGGACCGCAGGGUGACGGAGCGUGUUUCGAAGGCUAAGCGGAAAUCUCCCUAUAAUCCUAUCAACCCCGUCUCUGGCAGCAUUAGCCUGGCAGCAUGCAACUCGAAGAGGCUCCCCUCAACGGAGCAGCAACAGCAGCGGCACCAUCCACGGGGCUACCACGAAGGUCCCCCUACGGACAUGGCCCUGUUCUCGAGUGAAAGCUGCGAUAGACACAAUGUAGCAUUCGCGAACCCCGACGGCAUGUAUUGGCAGCCACCUCAUGCGAUGUACACACAGGGAAGUGACGGGAUGCGAGAAAACAGGCCCGUGGCACUGCCCCCUCCAUCACAUCCCCAGAACGUCCCGAUUGCAAUGGCGGGAGGACGAGGCAUGUAG